This is a messenger RNA of Penicillium pulvis, 1548 nucleotides long. RefSeq lists its product as uncharacterized. Bases 1 to 1548 code for a protein of 515 amino acids. The record is from RefSeq and is a predicted model, not a curated record. Gene Ontology annotation, molecular function: pyridoxal phosphate binding; 2 iron, 2 sulfur cluster binding; molybdenum ion binding. NCBI's taxonomy places the organism in Eukaryota, Fungi, Ascomycota, Eurotiomycetes, Eurotiales, Aspergillaceae. The transcript is spliced from 2 exons.
AUGAACGAGGCCUCGAUUAUCACCGAUCUGGAACAACCAUGGCAGCGGGACCGGUUACUUGAGGUGCGCACCGGCAAGGCCAAACCAGUUUUUGGCUUAUCUGUUCAAUCGGCCAUUUUAAAAUCGGUGCGGUACGGCCCAGUACCCGUGAGCAAGUUGGGGUGCCGUGGGGAUGAGCAUGCAUAUGAAUUUCACGGAGGUCUUGACAAGGCACUACUCCAGUAUUGUUCGCGACACUAUGACACCUGGAGCCAAGAGUUACCCAGAAGCGCUCAUUUGUUUCGAUUGGGUGGGUUUGGUGAAAAUAUGGUGGCUCAGAAAGCAAACGAGCGCAAUACGUGCAUUGGGGACAUUAUACGCAUUGGCCGUGAUGUGAUUGCUCAAGAAGGAUCUAUUCGGGCUGGGGAUGAGAUCGUUUUAGUCGAACGCCCGCACCCGCUGUGGAACAUCGCACGCGUGCAGCAUUAUCUCUACAUUGAAAAGGAAAAUAUGGACAUGAUGAGGCAAUUGGCCGACCUGGACUCUUUGGGAAUGGAGAUCCGAAACAUUUUUGAGAAUCGACUUAGAAAGAAAUUUGAAAACCAGGAGCAACGCCUUUUAGGCGACAGUGUCAUGACCCUUAACAUGUGGACGGAUUAUCGACUUAUUCAGAAGGAAAAUGAGACCCCUACAGUGACGUCCUUUGUUUUUGAAGCAUUGGACAUGAGGGAUUCUCCUCAAAAAGUCCAGCCCGGCACCCAUGUACGCUUGAAAUUGGGUGGCCGUCUCAUUCGUGCGUAUUCGGUGGUUGAGGGUAACCAAAAUAGGUUUACCCUUGGAGUGGCUCUGAAUCCACAAACAUCCCGAGGAGGUUCUCUGUACCUCCAUCGCGCCCUGAAGGAAGGAGAUACGAUUACAAUAAGCGAAUUCUCGGCGACCUUUCCAUUGGCUACGGAGGCGGAUCGUCAUGUUUUGAUUGCCGGUGGAAUUGGAAUUACUGGGUUGCUAGCAUCUGCUCGAGAACUACAACAGGGAUGCCAACGAUAUCACCUCCACUAUAUCAUUCGGUCAGCCAAAGAAGUCGCCUUCAAGUCACUUCUCGAUGAACUGAGCCCCAACGUGACGAUCUAUACCAAGGAAAAGGACAGGCUAUUCGAUGUGUCCAAAGUGCUGCAGAAUACUGAUAGAAGCGCCCAUAUCUACUGUUGUUCCGGAGAGCGCCUAAUGAAUGCAGUGCGCAACACCGCAAAGAAUUUUGGGUUUUCUGAACGAAAUGUACAUUUUGAAUCCUUCCAGGCCGGCUCAACGGGGGAUCCCUUCACAGCCGAAUUAGCCGAGUCCAAGAAGGGAGUGGAGGUGGUGGGUGGAGAGAGUCUGUUGAACGCUCUUCGAUCUGCCGGAUUUGAUAUUCCAUCUACCUGCGAAGCCGGCAAUUGUGGCACAUGUCGGGUUGGUGUGCGUAAAGGGCGAAUUGAACAUCGUGGCACCGGGUUACUUGAGAAUGAAAAAGACACUGCGAUGCUAAGUUGUGUAUCGCGGGGAAUUGGACAUAUUGUCUUGGACCUAUAG